Cylicostephanus goldi is the source of this 176-nucleotide messenger RNA. The record is from the annotation of a GenBank genome assembly. NCBI's taxonomy places the organism in Eukaryota, Metazoa, Nematoda, Chromadorea, Rhabditida, Strongylidae.
AUGUCGAAGGUAUCGCGUGAUGCACUGAAUGAGGCAGUUGCUGAUGUCCUCAAAGGAGCACAAGAGAAGAAAAGAAAGUUCAGAGAGACUGUGGAACUUCAGAUUGGCCUCAAAAACUACGACCCUCAAAAGGACAAGCGUUUCAGCGGUUCCGUCAGGUACUCCUACCUGUAGUU